AUGGCAGACGACAAGGAAACAUCCGCAGAAGAAGAGGUGGUGGAAUCCCUCAUUCAGGGACGUGCGAGACGAAGUACAGCAGGGCGUCAUCUAUCCGCGCUUCUGAACGCUGAAGCAGACGACGAGCUCGCGCUACUGUUCGAGGAAGUAGACGAUGACAAUGAAUUUUCAAUCAACGCAGAGGAAGAAGCAGAAGAGGAUGACAUGGCUUUGGACUCAUCCUCCGACGACGAUGAAGAUCAAGGCCCGAACGUGCGCGGCGACGAUCUCGAAGGCGAGAAGGAGAUCGAAAAGGAAGCCAAGGCCGACCGACAGAAACGCAGAGCACGCGAAGAUCUACGUCUGAAGCUGGCCCGGAAGAAGGUCAAGAUCGAUCCCUCCGCCGUCUCCGCAGUACCUGCCCCUCGACCCAAGAAGAAAUCAGAACGUAUCUCGUGGCUUCCCACGGUUGAAGAUGGGCCUACGCGGUCGUCCUCGCGUCGCCAGACGAUGCAGAACAAGCAACUUACACAUGCGCGACUGAAGGAUAGUGAGGAGAAACGCAUCCGGCUCAUUGCGACUAUGGAAGAAGCUGCUAAGAGGAAAGCGCAUCUGAAACCGAAGGAGAUGACGCAGGCGGACCGUCUAGCGGAAGCUGAACGGGUGGAGAGGUUGAAUAGCAAGAGUCUGAGUCGUUGGGAGGAGAUGGAGAAAAGGAAGGCCGAGGAGAGACGAGCAAAGAUCGAGGCGCUGCAGAACCGUCGUCUGGAGGGACCCGUCAUAUCUUACUGGAGCGGCAUCGCUACAUGGGUCAAUGGCCGUUUGACGCGCGUGGGCAAAGUUGACAUUACACCGAAACCAGAGAAGGAGGAGACUACGCGCAAGAAAAGCAAGAAGACGGAGAAGGAAGAGAAGAGUACAGCAGAGAAGCCUGCUCAAAAUGCUCCUGCAGGGCCUGCUACUUCGCAGACCGCUUCUCUGGGAUCCUCUACGCCUCAAGGAACACCUGCUCAAGAAGAUUCUGUGAAGGCUCCUCAGAAAACAGAGGAGACAAUGUCCGUUCCUCAGGAGCAAGACACAGACAGAGCCGCGACGGCAUCUGAGCCUACACAGGCCACCUCCGCCCCAGAAAAAUCAACAAUCCCAGAGGGCUCUGCAGCUACAACAGAAUCUACAAAUCCCGUCCCACCAGCUGAAUCAACAGCAGCACCCAGUGAGGCAAGCACAGAGAAGGCUCCUGAUUCAGAGCUGCCAGAAAUAAAAAAGGCCACGUCUAAAGAACCAGUCGAAGUCGAAAGUAAAACUACUGGUGAGGCCCCACAGGGAAUCGAGACGGCAGCAGCCGACUCAAAAUCGCCGGGCGAAGCACCGAAGGAUCCGACACAGGCUGCAGCGCAGGUACCGGAAGAGAGACCCGCGCUGAAUGCCGACCAGUCGAAGCCGGAAGCGCCGCUGUCCGGAGUCCAGCCGGAUGGUGCUUCUAAAACAACGGAUGCUGAAGCGCCCACGAACGAGAAAUUCUCGCCUGAAUCUAAAGUGGCUCCUCCUGCUACUUCUCCGCCAGCUACCCAAGUUCCUGUUGCCGAGCCUACGCAGACAGGUCAGCAAGAGGAACCAAAAGUGUCGGUAUCAACCGAGCAGGAGCAAGUAGCGCCUGAGAUACAUGCGGAUCAGUCUGCCUUCUCGAGUGACGGCGCACCACAACCCCAAAUCCCUGCUCCGCCUCCGGUGGUCGAGCAAACGGGACGAUGUCUGACGAUUCUCGAGAACUUUGAUGAGGAGACUGCACAGAGCCGCGAGUUUAGCAUUUAUUUCAAUUCCAAAAAGCCUCCGCGGCUGACCAAAAUCUCCUCAUCACUCUGUGUUAUCACAUCUCUUCCUUCACGGUAUCGGGACCCUGAGACCUCUCUCCCUUUUGCCAACGCAUAUGCGUAUCGAGAAAUCCGACGGACUGUUGCCCAAAAAUCUGCCUGGAGCCCCAUGCUAGGCUGCUAUGUUGGUCCUGUCGGUGUUGCGGCGCGUGGGGUGCCAGCGCGAUUCCUCAAUCCUGACGCCCCAAGCGAGACACAACAGAGCGAGAAGAAAGAUGGCAAAGACAGUGAGGAAGGACCUGCAUCUGCUGCGUCUGGGAAACCAGAGGGUGAGAUGAAGACCCCCGGAGGUGUUUCCAAUCCGCCUGCGCCAGCUGCUCCUGCUACACCAACACCUGUGGCAGCGGGAGGCGUGGAUCCAAUGGACAUUGAUAAGCCAUGA
Messenger RNA from Aspergillus fischeri NRRL 181, 2232 nucleotides. RefSeq names its product putative signal transducer. The transcript has 2 exons. Gene Ontology annotation, biological process: regulation of DNA-templated transcription; chromatin remodeling. NCBI's taxonomy places the organism in Eukaryota, Fungi, Ascomycota, Eurotiomycetes, Eurotiales, Aspergillaceae. The record is from RefSeq and is a predicted model, not a curated record. Gene Ontology annotation, cellular component: nucleus. Gene Ontology annotation, molecular function: ATP-dependent H2AZ histone chaperone activity. The coding region runs from base 1 to 2232 and encodes 743 amino acids.